Messenger RNA from Staurois parvus, 955 nucleotides. The record is from the annotation of a GenBank genome assembly. NCBI's taxonomy places the organism in Eukaryota, Metazoa, Chordata, Amphibia, Anura, Ranidae.
CUCCGUCUCCUCUCCCCCGGUGUCGGUAUGGAGUACUUGCUCCAGGUGAAGCUGGGCUGCCUGUUCGGUCUGCUCCUCCUGACCCUGUUCUUCGGGCUGGUGCCGUCCAGGAUCCGAUGUUUCCGGGCCGCCUCUGGGACGGAGAUCCAUCAGAUGUGGUUGAGCUUUAUUAGCUGCAUAGCUGGGGGAGUGUUCUUGGGUGCCUGUCUGCUGGAUAUUGUUCCUGACUUUCUCGGUGACAUGAAGGAGGCUAUGGCGAAAGAGCAAAUAAUAACAGAUUAUCCUCUCCCAGAAUUUAUCUUGGGAACCGGAGUCCUGCUUGUCCUGACUAUAGAACGCAUUGUCCUGGAAUGUAGCCAUAGUAUGACUGAAGAGACUGCACCAUUGUUAUCCAGCCCUGCUAUCUCUCCAGCUGUACAAGAAAACUUGCGUCGUCAUUCCCAUGGUGGUCAGGAUCACACUGUGGAACAUGGAGGACGCCACUUCCACGUGGAUUUCAAUGCCCACUCCUCCUUUCCGCUCCUUUAUCCUCAUCUUGUCCUUGUCUCUGCAUUCUAUAUUUGAAGGGAUUGCCAUUGGACUACAGAAUGCCCAGUCGGAGGUCCUACAGAUAGCCAUUGCAAUCCUCAUUCAUAAGAGUAUUAUUGCAGUCAGCCUAUCCCUGCUUUUAAUGCAGAGCAAUGUGAAGACACGAUGGUUUGUGCUGUCCAUUGUCAUGUUUGCACUUAUGUCACCAGUUGGUAUUGCUGUAGGAAUUGGGGUGAUGCAGAAUCAAGCAGAUGGAAGCAGUUUGGUUCAGAGUAUUCUAGAAGGCUUGGCUGCCGGGACAUUUGUCUAUAUAACCUUUCUAGAGAUCUUGCCGCAUGAACUGAACUCUAACAAAUGGCGGCUACCUAAAGUCAUUUUCAUUCUGCUGGGGUUCUCCGCUAUGGCGGCACUCAGGUUUUUAGGCUGA